Branchiostoma floridae (Florida lancelet) is the source of this 1976-nucleotide messenger RNA. Its product is annotated as gastrula zinc finger protein XlCGF57.1-like. Bases 129 to 1676 code for a protein of 515 amino acids. Gene Ontology annotation, biological process: regulation of transcription by RNA polymerase II. NCBI's taxonomy places the organism in Eukaryota, Metazoa, Chordata, Leptocardii, Amphioxiformes, Branchiostomatidae. Gene Ontology annotation, molecular function: DNA-binding transcription factor activity, RNA polymerase II-specific; RNA polymerase II transcription regulatory region sequence-specific DNA binding. The transcript is spliced from 2 exons. The record is from RefSeq and is a predicted model, not a curated record. Gene Ontology annotation, cellular component: nucleus.
ACAGCGCUGAAAGGUCAGUUUUCCAGACCGCCAUUUUCAUUACGGGCAAGAAUCCUUUCUUUCCAGUUUGGCCGUUUGUAAGACAAUUCUACACAUAAGCAGUCAAUAAGUACCAUAAACCGGUAGAAAUGGACGAAAGAAACAGAGCGGUUGCUAUGGACGAUCACCAAGCUGUGCACUCUAGAGACGAAAGAAACAGCAACGAGAAAUUAGAAACGGCAAGGCAGCAGAACAAGGAAGGGGACAUACCAGACGAGGAAACGUGCGGAGUAGAAUCUGACCACCACCCCACACAGGACCAUACAGAGCAAUGGGACACUCUUGCCGUGAAACGUACUGUGGUUAAAUGCUUUGCUUGUACGGAAUGUGGCUAUUGGGCAGCUGCAAAGGCUGACCUAAUCAAACACACCAGAAAACAUACUGGUGAGAAACCCUUUAAAUGUGACCAGUGUGACUAUGCUGCUGCACAGAAAAGACAUUUAAAGAGACACAUGACUAAACACACAGGAAACAAGCCUCUCAUGUGUGGGGAGUGUGGAUACAGGACGACUGACGCGUCUUACUUAACCACACAUAUGAGAAAGCAUACAGGUGAGAAACCUUUUAGGUGUGAUCAGUGCGACUAUUCUGCUGCACAGAAAAGCAACUUAGACCAGCACAUGGUUCGACACACCGGACUGACCAAGGACAAGCACUUCUCAACUGCACAGAAAGGUACUUUAGACCGGCACAUGACUGAACACGACGGAGAGAAACCCUUCAAGUGUGGUGAGUGCGAGUUCAGGACGGCUUUCAAGUCUUCCUUAGUCACACACAUGAAAAGACAUACAGGUGUGAAACCUUAUAAAUGUGACCAGUGCGACUAUUCUGCUACAGAGAAAUCCAGUUUAGACCGACACAUGACUAGACACACCGGAGAGAAACCCUACAUGUGUGGUGAGUGCGGAUUCCGAACGGCUCACAGGUGUAACCUAACCGUACAUAUGAGAACACAUACAGGUGAGAAAUCUUACAAGUGUGACCAGUGUGACUAUUCUGCGACACACAAACAUUCUUUGGACCUUCACGUUGCUAAACACACCGACAACAAACCUUACAAGUGUGGAGAUUGCGGAUACAGGACGGCUGACAGGUCUUCCUUAACCAGACAUAUGAGAACACAUGCAGGUGAAAAACCCUAUAAAUGUGACCAGUGCAACUUUUCUGCUGCAAAGGAAGGAAAUUUAGACCAACACAUGACUAAACACACCGGAGAAAAACCCUACAUGUGUGGGGAGUGUGGAUACAGAACUGCUCGCAAGCCUAACCUAUCUCGACAUAUGGUCAAACAUACAGGCGAUAAACCUUUCGUGUGUGGGGAGUGUGGAUACAAGACUGCUCAUAAGUCAAAUUUAACGAAGCACAUCAGACGACACAAGGGUGUGCAACCUUAUAAGUGUCACCAGUGUGACUUUUCUGCUGCACAGAAAGGCGAUUUAGACCAACACAUGGCUAAACACACCGGCGAUAAGCCCUACCUGUGCGGAGAGUGUGGGUACAGAACUGCUCGCAGAUCUAACCUAACCGUACAUAUGAGAAAACAUACAGGUGUGAAAGGUUACAAGUGUGACCAAUGCGACUAUUCUGCUACCGACAAAGGGCAUCUAAAGAAACACAUGGUCACACACGCCUUUUGAACAACAACAGUUUGUCGGCUUCAUGAACAAGUACGUUUGCACAUGGUCAAACAGUCCCAGGAAGACGGAAGAGAGGGAGACGGAAGAAACGAUAGAAAGACAACAUCAAAGAAUUUUCGAAUAGACCGAGUUGAGUUUAGCAGAAGCCAUAAAAGCGACGGAGGACAGAGACAGGUGGAGGAGAAUAGUGGAUGGAGUCAUGGUGCCUCAACGACCCAUACAGAGGUCAAGGGAUGGGUGAGGUGAGAUGAGGUGGUCAAACACUGGACGGUUGAACAGCAACAAUUUGUCGGCUCCAUG